AGGGGAGAGGGGCGGACCCUAGGCGGUUGCUAGCGGCGGAGCCUGAGAGCGUCUGCAAGAAGCCCGCCCCGCCUUCUCCGUCGCAGUAGUGAACUAGGCUAGUCCGCGGGGCAGUCAGUUAGGCAGUCCGGUAGGCAGGCGGGCUGACAGAUCGGCAAGCGGGCGCGCGAUCCGGUCGCCGCAUCCCCCGGCCUUCUCUUCCCCCUCCCUCUGAGUUUCUCUCGCGCACGCGUCACAGUCCCCUGGGUAUCUUCCGCCCUCCUCCCGCUCCUCCGCCUCUCGCUGCGCUCUCUUUUCCCCCGGCCUCGAGCACACCUACCUCUCACCAUGUGCGGUAUAUUUGCAUACCUGAACUACCACGUUCCAAGGACAAGGAGAGAGAUCUUAGAGACCCUCAUCAAGGGACUUCAGAGAUUGGAGUAUAGAGGAUAUGAUUCUGCUGGAGUGGGAGUUGAUGGAGGCAAUGACAAAGACUGGGAAGCCAACGCCUGCAAAAUCCAGCUUAUUAAAAAGAAAGGGAAAGUUAAGGCACUGGAUGAAGAAGUUAACAAACAACAGGAUAUGGACUUGGAUAUAGAGUUUGAUGUCCAUCUUGGAAUAGCUCAUACCCGUUGGGCCACUCAUGGGGAACCUAAUCCAGUUAAUAGCCAUCCACAGCGCUCUGAUAAAAACAAUGAAUUUAUUGUAAUUCACAAUGGGAUCAUCACUAACUACAAAGAUUUGAGAAAAUUUCUGGAAAGCAAAGGUUAUGAUUUUGAAUCUGAAACAGACACAGAGUCAAUUGCUAAACUUGUUAAAUACAUGUAUGACAACCGAGAAAGUGAUGAUAUCAGUUUCACAACACUGGUGGAGAGAGUAAUCCAACAACUGGAAGGUGCCUUUGCACUAGUGUUUAAAAGUGUGCAUUAUCCUGGACAAGCAGUAGGUACAAGGCGAGGAAGCCCCCUCCUGAUUGGAGUACGAAGUGAGCAUAAACUGUCCACAGACCAUAUUCCGAUACUGUAUAGAACAGCUAGGGUUCAGAUUGGAUCAACCCUCACACAAUGGGGAUCACAGGGAAAAAGAGCUGUACAAACUAUGGAUCAUUCUAUUGAUGUAAUAGCCAUAAAACAGGAAAAAGGCAAAGACAAGAAAGGAAGUUGUAGCCUCUCUCGUGUGGACAGCACUACUUGCCUUUUUCCUGUUGAAGAAAAAGCUGUUGAAUAUUACUUUGCUUCUGAUGCAAGUGCUGUCAUAGAACACACCAACCGUGUGAUCUUUCUUGAAGAUGAUGAUGUGGCAGCUGUGGUGGAUGGUCGUCUUUCUAUUCACCGAAUUAAACGUACAGCAGGAGAUCACCCUGGUCGAGCUGUACAGACACUGCAGAUGGAACUACAGCAGAUCAUGAAGGGCAACUUCAGUUCAUUUAUGCAGAAGGAAAUUUUUGAGCAACCGGAAUCUGUUGUUAACACAAUGAGAGGAAGAGUCAACUUCGAUGAUUAUACUGUAAAUUUGGGAGGUUUAAAAGAUCACAUCAAAGAAAUCCAGAGAUGUCGACGUUUGAUCCUUAUUGCAUGUGGAACAAGUUAUCACGCUGGAGUUGCAACUCGUCAAGUACUUGAGGAGUUGACAGAAUUACCUGUUAUGGUGGAACUUGCCAGUGACUUUCUGGAUAGGAAUACUCCUGUUUUUCGAGAUGAUGUUUGCUUUUUCAUCAGUCAGUCAGGAGAGACAGCAGAUACAUUAAUGGGUCUUAGGUACUGUAAAGAGAGAGGAGCCUUAACAGUAGGAAUUACAAAUACUGUUGGCAGUUCCAUAUCACGAGAGACAGAUUGUGGAGUUCAUAUUAAUGCGGGUCCAGAGAUUGGUGUGGCCAGCACAAAGGCUUAUACAAGCCUUGUAUCUUUGGUGAUGUUUGCCCUUAUGAUGUGUGAUGAUAGAAUUUCAAUGCAAGAAAGACGCAAAGAAAUAGCUGGUUUGAAGGGGUUGCCUGAUUUGAUAAAGGAAGUGCUGAGCAUGGAUGAUGAAAUUCAGAAACUGGCCAUAGAACUUUAUCACCAGAAAUCAGUAUUGAUUAUGGGACGUGGAUAUCACUAUGCUACGUGCCUGGAAGGAGCCCUAAAAAUCAAAGAAAUCACUUAUAUGCAUUCAGAAGGUAUCUUAGCUGGUGAAUUAAAGCAUGGCCCUUUGGCUUUGGUAGAUAAAUUAAUGCCUGUCAUCAUGAUCAUCAUGAGAGACAAUACAUAUGCUAAGUGCCAGAAUGCUCUACAACAAGUUGUUGCUCGACAGGGACGACCUGUAGUUAUAUGUGACAAAGAAGACACCGAGACCAUCAAGAACACUAAGAGGACAAUCAAGGUUCCCCAUUCAGUGGACUGCCUGCAAGGCAUUCUCAGUGUUAUUCCUUUGCAACUACUGGCUUUCCACCUUGCUGUUCUGAGAGGAUAUGAUGUUGAUUUCCCAAGAAAUCUGGCCAGAUCUGUUACUGUGGAAAUAAAGGUAUAUCUGAAAUAGUGGAGAAGAGAACAGUGCAAGAAACUUUUUUGUAUCAAAUAACUUGAUUUUAAAAAUCAUCCCCUUCUAGCCUUAUUUCAUUAAAUCUAGAUUUAUCAACUAUUAUUAGUUUUUCCACUUAAUUAGUGGGGGUUUUUUUUGGUGAAAAUUAUUUUAUAUUUUUCCAACAUGUAUUUUUUGUUGGUUUUGAAUAAUGAAAUCUCUGUCAGGAAGAGGUCUUAAACUACCAUUUUUCUUUAAAGAUUGUUAUGGUUUAAGUUUUGGGCCUAUGAUAGAGGGGUUUUAUUUUAUAAGUAGUAAGUUUUUCCUGUGCCAUGCUUUAUUCAGUCAGACAAAUGAUAUAGUGCAUUUUAUUGAAUUAUCCAAAGCCAGUGUUGAUAUGUGCCAAUACCUGGAAACUACAUUCAGACUUUCCUUAAAUGAGAUAUAAAGAUGCAUAGCUUUGAUGUAUUUUUGAAACUUGUUUUGUUUUAAUUUCUAAAACUUGCAAACUGGAAAUUUUUGUUGACUAUAAAUUUUUAUUAGUAUUUAACCCUUUAACUUCCCAAAAAUGUUGCCUAUUGUAAAUCUAUAGGUAGUAAGAGAAUUUAGGAGGAAAUUAUUUAUUAGGACAUCAGUUUUUCUAACUCAAACAGAACACAUUUGAAUAAUUCAAAUAACUUGUAGAACUUUUCAUAGUGCAGCUCUAAAAUCUCAGCUGCUUUUGUUGGUUAACCUAUAGAAAAUCUAGAAUACAGUGGUAUUUUCAUUGAAAUUCAAUACAAACAUACUGAGGAUGUUCUUCCUUUGUCUAUCCGACUAAAUAGAGCUGUUUUAAAUUUUUGUGGUACUAAUGUCUUGUAUUCAUGGCAAUUGAAUUACUUAUUUAACUUGCUCUUGAAAACACAGACUAGGGAUGCUAUAAAAUGCUUUCAAACCUUAUCAAUACUGGUGUGUCUAAUUUGGAGCCUCUUAACCACAAGAGCAUGAAACUUCCACCAAUACUAACAUCUUUUGCUAGCCCUUUGAAGAGUCUCAUGCAAUAACAGCUACACUUGAGUGCUUAGUUAUAUCAAACUCUUAUAGUUCCUUGGUGCCAGUUUGUCAGCUCAUGGGUAAAGAGGGACUGUGGUUCCUUUAAUUAUGAUUUGACAUCAUCUGGAAGUACACUUGAGGAGGCUUGACUCAACAAAGCUGUACACAUUUAUGUUUACAUAUGUAAAGAAUUUGUUUACAUUGCCUCAUAUUCAUUAUUUCUUGGACUUUGUGUUUUCUGUAUCUGUUUCCCAGGAGAUAAAUUUAUAAUGAAGGAGAUAUAGAUAAUUUUACAGUGUCUUCAACUGCUUCAAUGCCAGAAAUGGAAACUGCUGAAAAAUUCAUUUCAAUUUCACCAAACAUUUUUAGCAUUUAUUUUGCACCAGAAAGACCUUGUAUUAAAUGUUGGGGGGUCACAGUUUAAAAAAUGAAAGCCCUUGUUCAAGGGAACUUAAAAUCUAGUGGGGUGGGUGGAAAUUGAAUAGGGCUAAAGGCUGAACUAGUGAAUUCAUUGGUUUCAACCUCCCCCCCCCCCCCAAAAAAAAAGGAUGCUUAUUCUGCCUAUGUAGGUUGGCACUUUUUUCUGCACCUUAGAGGCUUUGCUUUCUUUUUUUUUUUAAUUUAAAAAUUUUUUUAUGUUUAGAAUUUUAUUUUCCAAAUUACAUGUAAAAACAAAUUUUGACAUCAAUUGUUUUAAAACUUUGUG
This is a messenger RNA of Dromiciops gliroides (monito del monte), 4213 nucleotides long. RefSeq names its product glutamine--fructose-6-phosphate transaminase 1 (gene GFPT1). The record is from RefSeq and is a predicted model, not a curated record. NCBI's taxonomy places the organism in Eukaryota, Metazoa, Chordata, Mammalia, Microbiotheria, Microbiotheriidae. Gene Ontology annotation, molecular function: L-glutamine:D-fructose-6-phosphate transaminase (isomerizing) activity; carbohydrate derivative binding. Gene Ontology annotation, biological process: carbohydrate derivative biosynthetic process; fructose 6-phosphate metabolic process; protein N-linked glycosylation.